Messenger RNA from Pecten maximus, 821 nucleotides. RefSeq lists its product as uncharacterized. The coding region runs from base 1 to 669 and encodes 222 amino acids. The transcript has a single exon. Lineage: Eukaryota; Metazoa; Mollusca; Bivalvia; Pectinida; Pectinidae. The record is from RefSeq and is a predicted model, not a curated record.
AUGGCAAGACGUUACUUAAUAGCAGCCUAUGCUAAGGAGGAGGAUGAAUCGCCAAAGAUCUUACCAGCUCACACAUUUACUACUAGGAGGAGCGCCGAGGAGGAAUUCACUAAAAUAGCUGGUCAAAAAAUCCGCAGUGUAAUUUUGUACGACAGUAAGACAGACGAAGUUAUCAAACUUGCCAUUCAGGGCGAACCUAUCUACCUGGUGAAAGCCAUCGAACUUGCCAGAGGACAAUUCCCUCCAAAUAAAACCUUAGACAAAUUGAAGGAUAAAGCAGCUGAUUAUGCAGCGAGCAAGGCCAUUGAAUCCAUUGCCAAAGCGUUGCUCGGCCAGUCUGUGCCAAAGAUAGGCGAUGUUGUCAUUGCUCAUUUCACUGGUCCAUAUUACGCCCUAAAGGGCGACAAUGUUGGAGUAGCGACAAGUGCUGGCGGCCUUUGGGGAGGGGUCUCAGGGGCCAUCGUUGGGACUGUCGUUGGUGGACCUAUCGGGGGCAUUGUUGGAGGGAUUAUUGGUGGAUCUGCGGCGGGCUUGGGAGCUGGUGCCAUCGUUAAAUCGUUUGAGCCACCUGAAGAGCAUACAAAGUGCGGCAAAUGCGAAGGAACUGGUUUGGUUCGGGACUUCAGACGAUGUCCAUUAUGUAACGGAUAUGGUUACAAAAAGAAGUAACUUAAUCCAGUAAAUGAGUGUGAUCAAUUAUCUAAAAAGAUUAAUGUGUUUAUGCAGAACUGAUAGACUUACUGUAAAUUUCCUAUUCUGUUAAUUCUAAUAUACAUGUAUGUGACUUUAACUUCGCAUUAUCAUAUCUACAAAAUAAGUAA